This is a messenger RNA of Musa acuminata AAA Group (dessert banana), 1608 nucleotides long. Its product is annotated as 3-ketoacyl-CoA synthase 4-like. Gene Ontology annotation, biological process: fatty acid biosynthetic process. Gene Ontology annotation, cellular component: membrane. Gene Ontology annotation, molecular function: acyltransferase activity, transferring groups other than amino-acyl groups. Lineage: Eukaryota; Viridiplantae; Streptophyta; Magnoliopsida; Zingiberales; Musaceae. The transcript has a single exon. The record is from RefSeq and is a predicted model, not a curated record. The coding region runs from base 247 to 1530 and encodes 427 amino acids.
CAGGCUCGAUCACCGGCAGGGCAGAGUGGGCAGCUGCCGGACUUGUCGCACAGCGUGAAGCUCGAGUACGUGAGGUUGGGCUGCCGCUACCUGAUCAACCACAUCCUGACCUUGUUGUUGAUCUCCCUCGUGGCCGCGGUGGCCAUCGAGGCCCUGAGUACUCAGUGGCUCGACCUGGAGUACGACCUGGUGAGCGUCCUCGUCGUCUUCGUCGUCGUCGUCGUCUUGGGAUCCACUGUCUACCUCAUGGCCCGGCCGCGCCCGGUCUACCUCGUCGACUACGCGUGCCACGUUCCCCCACACGAGCUCCAGAUCCCGUUACAACUGCUGAAGGAGCGGUGCGGCAAAUUCGGCACGUUCGACGAGCCGACCGUCGAGUUCCAGUUAAAGGUCCUCGAGCGCUCCGGGCUCGGCGAGGAGACGUACGCCCCCAAGGCCAUGCAUAGCGUCCCGCCCCGCCCUUCCAUGGCCUUAGCCCGAGAGGAGACCGAGCAGGUCAUGUUCGGCGCCCUCGACGCCCUCUUCGAGAACACCGCCGUGAACCCCAAGGACGUGGGGGUCCUUGUCGUGAACUGCAGCCUGUUUAACCCCGUCCCUUCCCUCUCCGCCAUGAUCGUCAACCGAUACAAGCUCCGGAGCACCGUCAGGAGCUUCAACCUGGGCGGCAUGGGGUGCGGCGCCGGCGUUAUAGCCGUCAGCCUCGCCGGCGACCUCCUGCAGGUGCACCACGCCACCUACGCCGUCGUGGUCAGCACGGAGAACAUCACCCAGAACUGGUACGCCGGCAGCCGCAAGUCGAUGCUCAUCGCCAACUGCUUGUUCCGCGUCGGCGGCGCCGCCGUGCUGCUCUCCAACCGCUUGGCCGACCGCCGGCGCGCCAAGUACAGGCUCGUUCACGUCGUCCGCACCCACCGGGGCGCCGACGACAAGGCCUACCGCUGCGUCUACCAGGAGCAGGACGACGACGGCAACGUGGGUGUGUCCCUGUCGAGGGAACUCACGGCCAUAGCGGGCGGCGCCCUCAAGGCCAACAUCACCACCCUCGGCCCCCUCGUGCUCCCCGUCAGCGAGCAGCUCCUCUUCCUCGCCAAGCUCGUGGCCAAGAAGCUGUGGAGCGACAAGACGAAGCCGCACAUCCCGGACUUCAAGCGCGCCUUCGACCACUUCUGCAUCCACGCAGGGGGCCGGGCGGUGAUCGACGAGCUCGAGAAGAACCUGGAGCUGCGGCCCGUCGACGUGGAGGCGUCCCGGAUGACGCUGCACCGGUUCGGGAACACGUCGUCGAGCUCCAUCUGGUACGAGCUGGCCUACAUCGAGGCCAAGGGGAGGAUGCGCAAGGGCCACCGGGUGUGGCAGAUCGCCUUCGGGAGCGGCUUCAAGUGCAACAGCGCCGUGUGGCAGGCGCUCCGCAACGUGCAGCCCUCGCCCCAUGGGCCAUGGGAGGACUGCAUCCACAGAUACCCCGUCCAAACAUCCCACCGGAUUGCUUCACCACGGCAAGACGCACAGCCACAGCCGCAGCAGCAUUGACUCUGCUGUGACCUGGCAUUUAGCCCUGACAACAAUAACAAGCAAGAGACCGAACACAGACUUGUUUAGUGAUCCUCU